Molecule: messenger RNA, 288 nt
Organism: Rotaria socialis
Lineage: Eukaryota; Metazoa; Rotifera; Eurotatoria; Philodinida; Philodinidae
Source: the annotation of a GenBank genome assembly
AUGGUACAUCGUGAUAUAAAAGCUAAAAACAUAUUAAUGGAUGUCAAUGAUCAAUGCUAUUUAGCUAAUUUUGGCGCAGGAAAGGAAUGGGUUAUGAAUUCAACAAUGAUUGAAACUUUUUCUUUGACACCAGAAAUUAAUCGUGACUCUGUAUAUGAUGGUACAGUAGCGGAUAUUUAUUCAUUCGGCAUCUUUCUCUAUGAAAUAUUAUCAUCGCCCUGGCGCAAUUACAAAUGCCAAAGAGUUAUUCAAAGAGAUGAAACUACAAGAAUGCUUAAAAGCGCUUGA